AUGGCGGCUAUGCUGCGUGUGCCCAACGGGAUCAAUGGGCUCGACACUUCUAGUGGCAUGACUCUCACAAUUCUCGGAUGCGGAACACUCGGUAUCGCCAUCCUCAGCGGCAUCCUCUCCUCCCUCUCCGAAUCCUCCGCUUCCCACGCUCCUUCGCCAGCCUACCCCGACUCCGGCACCGCAACACCCACCACCGAAUCCCCCCCGCAACGCACACCAUCAAACUUCAUCGCCUGUGUGCGCCGCCCUGAAUCUGCGAAACGGAUCAAGGUUGCCGUUCAAUCUUACCGCCCAAAUGUCACGAUUUUGCAAAACGAAAACGUGAAGGGCACGCACAAUGCCGACGUGGUUAUACUGGGAUGUAAGCCAUAUAUGGUCAGUGAGCUUUUGCGUGAGGAGGGGAUGAAAGAAGCUCUCGCGGGAAAACUUUUGAUCUCGAUCUGCGCCGGCGUCCCCGUCGAACAAAUUGGUCGGGUUCUCUAUGGCGAGUCGUAUCCAGAAAAUAUUCCUGAAAAUGCAUGCCGGAUAGUACGAGUCAUGCCCAACACCGCCGCGAUUGUGCGCGAAUCCAUGACCGUCAUCGCCAACACCACUCCCCCUUUACCCGCCGAACUAUCAGCAAUAGUUGAAUGGGUAUUCACGCGGAUAGGCCGGGUCGUGCACCUCCCACCAGCAAUGAUGGACGUCUCAACAGCCUUGUGCGGCUCCGGUCCCGCCUUCCUGGCAUUGAUGCUCGAAUCUCUCGCUGACGGGGCCGUUGCGAUGGGCCUCCCCCGUGCAGAAGCUCAACUCAUGGCCGCCCAGACGAUGCGAGGCACGGCAGGGAUGGUCUUAUCAGGGGAACAUCCUGCGCUGGUGAGAGAGAAGGUGUCGACCCCUGGAGGGUGCACGAUUGGUGGGUUGUUGGUGCUGGAAGAGGGCAGAGUUAGAGGAACAGUAGCGAGGAGUGUAAGGGAAGCGACGGUCGUCGCAGCGCAGUUGGGUAAGGGAGUCAGUGGCGUGAAUGGGACGAGAUUUGAGAGGCAAUAA
Cladophialophora psammophila CBS 110553 is the source of this 1029-nucleotide messenger RNA. RefSeq names its product pyrroline-5-carboxylate reductase. Gene Ontology annotation, biological process: L-proline biosynthetic process. The record is from RefSeq and is a predicted model, not a curated record. The transcript has 2 exons. Bases 1 to 1029 code for a protein of 342 amino acids. Gene Ontology annotation, molecular function: pyrroline-5-carboxylate reductase activity. NCBI's taxonomy places the organism in Eukaryota, Fungi, Ascomycota, Eurotiomycetes, Chaetothyriales, Herpotrichiellaceae.